This is a messenger RNA of Microthlaspi erraticum, 636 nucleotides long. NCBI's taxonomy places the organism in Eukaryota, Viridiplantae, Streptophyta, Magnoliopsida, Brassicales, Brassicaceae. The record is from the annotation of a GenBank genome assembly.
AUGUCGUUUACAGGGACAACAGACAAAUGCAAGGCGUGUGACAAGACGGUAUACGUUAUGGACUUGAUGACAUUGGAAGGCAUGCCUUAUCACAAGUCAUGCUUCAGGUGCAGCCAUUGCAAUGGCACUCUCGUGAUUAGCAACUACUCAUCCAUGGAUGGAGUUUUGUACUGCAGGACCCAUUUUGAACAGCUCUUCAAAGAAUCUGGAAAUUUCAGCAAGAAUUUCCAGGCAGGAAAGACCGAGAAAUCUAAUGAAAUGACGAGGACUCCAAGCAAGUUAUCUUCCUUCUUCAGCGGAACACAAGACAAAUGUGCAACUUGCAAGAAAACUGUUUAUCCUCUAGAGAAGAUGACAAUGGAAGGUGAGUCUUACCACAAGACUUGCUUUAGAUGUGCUCACGGUGGUUGUCCAUUGACACACUCUUCGUACGCUGCUCUCAAUGGCAUCCUUUACUGUAAGGUCCAUUUCAAUCAGCUUUUCCUCGAGAAAGGUAAUUACAACCAUGUCCUCCAAGCCGCUGCUAAACGCACAGCUGAGGAAGACAAAACCAAACCCGACGAAGAUGAGGCAAACCCUACAGAGGAAGAAGCUUCUGAUGCAGUCCCUGAAGCUGCUGAAGAACCUGAGUCCUAA